AUGUCCCUCGCCGACUACCUCGCCAAAAACUACCUCACAGCCGACCCGCAACCCAACGACUCCCAACGACCCAAAAAGAAAAGAAAGAAGACGAAACAUGUCGCAGAAGAAACUGGCGGCGGCGGCCUCAUCAUCGCCGACGACGAUCCGCCUUCUCUCCGCGCAUCAGCUGCUGAUAUAAACCUCCUCGACGACGACGAAAACUCACCUUUUGUGUUAGGAUCAGGAGCAUCUCGCAUAUCGACAGAGUUUCGGAAAAAGAAAAAAUCAGGCUGGAAAGUUGUUGGUGAUGGUGGUGGUGGUGCUGGGGAAGACGAAGCAGAUGCGAUUCUCGCCUCGGCAGCUGCUGAAAGCGCAGAACGACAGCGGGCAGAUCAAAUGGACGAUGCGCCAACGAUAGAAGACGACGACGACGACGACAAAAACGGAGGUUUACGAAUGGAAUCAGGUGUGCGCGCAGGCCUCCAAACCGCCGCGCAGACUGCCGCCAUGGUCGCCGUGCAAGAGCGCAAAAAGCGCGCCGAACUGGCAGCCUUCCAAACCGCUCUCGCAAAGGAAGGCGGCGCAGCGCAAGAAACAAUUUAUCGAGAUGCAUCCGGGCGAAUCAUCAACGUCGCCAUGAAGCGCGCCGAAGCCCGACGCGCCGAGGAAGAAGCCAAAGAAAAAGAAGAGCGCGCCAAAGAAGCCCUAAUGGGCGAUGUGCAGCGACAGCAGCGAGAAUCUCGACGCCAGGAACUCGCCGAGGCACGCGCGAUGCCGCUGGCGCGCACGGUCGAGGAUGAGGAUCUCAACGAGGAGUUGCGCGCGCAAGACCGGUGGAAUGAUCCGGCUGCCCAAUUCUUGACAAGUAAGAAAUCUGCGACGAGUAAGACGGGGAAGCCACUAUACAAGGGUGGGUUUGCGCCAAAUCGGUAUGGCAUACGGCCGGGUCAUCGGUGGGAUGGAGUCGACCGCGCGAAUGGGUUUGAGAAGGAGUGGUUUCAGGCUCGAGCGAGAAAGGAGCGGAGAGGGAAUUUGGAGUAUGAGUGGCAGAUGGAUGAGUGA
Talaromyces rugulosus is the source of this 1044-nucleotide messenger RNA. RefSeq lists its product as uncharacterized. Gene Ontology annotation, biological process: mRNA splicing, via spliceosome. The transcript has a single exon. The coding region runs from base 1 to 1044 and encodes 347 amino acids. The record is from RefSeq and is a predicted model, not a curated record. Gene Ontology annotation, molecular function: RNA binding. Gene Ontology annotation, cellular component: U2-type spliceosomal complex; RES complex. Lineage: Eukaryota; Fungi; Ascomycota; Eurotiomycetes; Eurotiales; Trichocomaceae.